This is a messenger RNA of Nannospalax galili (Upper Galilee mountains blind mole rat), 1064 nucleotides long. RefSeq names its product proteasome assembly chaperone 3 (gene Psmg3). The transcript has 3 exons. Bases 387 to 755 code for a protein of 122 amino acids. NCBI's taxonomy places the organism in Eukaryota, Metazoa, Chordata, Mammalia, Rodentia, Spalacidae. Gene Ontology annotation, biological process: proteasome assembly. The record is from RefSeq and is a predicted model, not a curated record.
AGCGGUCCGGGCCUCUGAAAAGCUGCGAUUGGAGGUUGUAGCUCAUUCAGUGCGGCUUGUGAGGCCGGUGGCGGCCCAUCUGCCCCUUGCGGGAACAGCCGGGGUUCCGCGGCCAGUGAUUUUUUUUUCCCAGCCCUGGUAUCCAGAAAUGGGAAACAGCGGGGUGGGCGAGGGGCAGUGGUCGCAGGUAGCGCGGCACCCGGACUGAGAAAAAUCCCAGAAGCCUUAUGGGCAUGUGCACACUGGUGUUUUGUUUUUGUGGUUUUUUUUUUAAUUGGGAUGGGGAGUAGAUUGAGACAGGGUCUCCCCACGUAGCCCAGGCUGGCCUCCCAAGUGCAGCAGUGAGAGGCUUGUGCCACUACUUCCGCAAAAGCCAUCUCUGGACCAUGGAGGACAAACCGUUGGUAGUAUCUAAACAGAAGACAGAAGUGGUGUGCGGGGUGCCCACCCAGGUGGUCUGCACGGCCUUCAGCAGCCACAUCCUAGUGCUGGUGACCCAGUUCGGGAAGAUGGGUACGCUGGUCUCCCUGGAGCCCAGCAACGUGGCCAAUGACAUCAGCAAGCCAGUGCUCACCACAAAAGUCCUCCUUGGGCAGGAUGAGCCUCUCAUCCAUGUCUUUGCAAAGAACCUGGUAGCGUUUGUGUCUCAGGAAGCAGGAAACAGAGCGGUCCUCCUGGCUGUGGCUGUGAAGGACAAGAGCGUGGAGGGGCUGAAGGCCUUGAAGGAGGUGAUACGGAUGUGCCAGGUGUGGUGAUGCAGUGAGCAGCAGGAUGCUCAGGACCAAGUACAGCUCACUCGGCAGGGUCCUAGACCCAUCUUCCCACCACCGGGACAGUCAGGUGGAGGAACUCUCAGGCUUUAGCCCUUGAAGCCGGAAACAGCAUUUAUGUCUCAGGGGACUCUCCCUAUGUGGCUACUAUGUUCUGGUGGGGAAGCGAAAGCAGAAGUGUGCCUGGACUGUGAUGGGCAUCUGUGGAAAGUAGAACUCAGCCGGUGGGACACGGGGCCCUCUGCAGCAGCACUUGUGGGGAGAAUUUUUUUUUUAUUAAAAGUCUAAGCCGGG